AUGUGUUUCCACCUUCCUCCAGCAGGGACAGCACUGAUAACCCAGGGGCCUUCCAAAGUGCAGGACACAGCAGUCUGCCGUGGGAAACUCGGCCAGGAGCCCAGAUACGGACACCGCGGCCACUCUGGCUCGUGUUCCUGCCCGUUUGCUCUGCCCUGGACCAGGCCAGUUCCCACAGGGCAGCGGGCCGAGCCCUCCGCCCGCCCAGACUCCUCCCAGCUCCUGCGGUCCGGCCGCUCCUCGGACCCGAGGUCCCAGCUCCCAGGGCCGCAGGAAGCUGCGUCCAGAGCACCGACAUCCGCGCUGAAACGUCGGAUCCUCUUCGGGUCCUGGGGACUCCACGGCCACCCCGCGGUCCAGACCGCCCCAGCCGGCACUCGCGUCCAGGGGAUCCAACUGCCUCUUCUGUCCUCCGCAGAUCAUCUCCUACAAGCUCAGGGGAGGCACUCAUGUGUGCUGUCGGGCUCAAGCCCCACUGUUUGUUGGCUGGAGAGACUCCUUGAGGGUACUCAGGAUCAUCCACUUGGAGCGCUAUACACUUGUAGGAUCAACAGUAAAGGCUUCUCAGUAGCUGUCUGGAAGCUGAUACCACUGGAGCACCGGCUGUUGAGUAGACUUAUCUAUCACCAGCUCCAGCCCACCUACCAUGAGGCCUUCUCCAGCUGCAAGCGUGUCAGUACCCUGCUGUUUUGGCCUGGUUCUGCAGAAAUUCAAGCCUCCCUAGUGUUUGGUCGGCCAAGUCCUUCAGCCCUCGAAACUCUCUGGACUUUGUACCACAAAGUGAAGGCCUCCAGAUGGUUGCUUGGGCACCUGCCCCUGGCUGAGAAUAGCCUUUCCUCUGAUGGGUCCAGUUUGACUGACCUUGCCCUGGAGACCAUCAGCAUCAGCUUCACUCUCACGAUGCCCUUCCUGCCCCAGCUGCUUCUACCUAGUUCUCGACCUUUUUUCCUUUUGGAAAAGCAAAUCUUCCAACUGAUCACCCCUGAAGUGUCAAGAUUCUAAAAGGCAGACCCCCAGGACAGGCCCCUGUUCCUCUUCAGAAACAUGAACCAGUGGGUGAGCAUUUAUAUGGAAUACAAGUUCCAGAGCCCCAUCCCCACCCACUUCCAAGGCCUGGCCAAUCACCUUGCCCAUGAAAUAACAGAUCCUACGCUCCAGAAAUCCAGCAUAGUGGCUAAUGGGGAGAAAGCAGAGCUAGCAUUAUACAAGAUGUGGUUCCUGAUCCUGGGUCACCCUAUCACUGUGGCCUUGGAGAAGAGAACUAGACCCGAGUCCCAGAAGCUUCGAGGACAGCUGACAAAAUGGGUACCCUGUGUGCUGCUCCCUACUUCACCAAGAAGCAAACUCCAUAUCUCUCCUUGGUCAUAUCACCUCAGUUCACCAGGGGCUUCCAAACAGCGUCUCAACCAUGGGAAGUGAAGCUCCUGGAGUCCAGAACACAGAAGGCAAGGCCCCAGCCCAGGGCCGCAGAGCCUUAAAGAUUGGACUCUAAGCUCCCACCUCACCCCAUUCCCAUGCUGCAUAAAACUGGGGAAAACACUCUCCCAUUUCCACGGCCAUGAAGGCUGGCCCUGUGUGGGGCUUCACAUUCUCUCAACUCACACCUUUCCAAGGAGGGAGGCAGCAGUUUCCUUCCUAGAUAAGGCAUAGGCCCAUGGGCUCCCUACAAGCUACACAGUUGGACCAGGACAGAAGGAGGAGUCAGGCCCUAUGGUGGGUUCUUACUACCACCCUCUUUCCACAAGACUGGGUAUCACGCUGGGGAAGAUGAGAGAACAAGAGCCAGUUUGCACACACAGAGCAUGUAGGGCGAGAGCCACAGAGAGUGUCCUAUCUAGUACAUACGUGUCUACCAAGACCCCUGAGGUGGGGCCAUUCAAGACAGACCCCAGUGACUUCCUAGUGCUCCCAGGAACAGAGUAGAGGGAACAGCAGCCCGUAAGCUUCCCUAGUGCUUGUGAAAACAUCUCCAACCUCAGAAGGGGGCCAGAGUCUCAUCCAUGAAGGAACAGCAAGGGACAGGGCUGGGCCUCUGGAUUUAAGGCAGUCAUCUCUAAAAGAUGCUUAACUGUGGGCCUUCCAGUGUGUCCAAGUGAGAAAUAGUCAAAAGUUAGCAUGAGAAGUUGUUUUCAGUUCAAGACAUUAGCUUACACAGGCAUCAGUGGGACGUGGGAGGGAACCCACAGGAGGUGCCCAGCUCUGAAGACUGACACAGGGCUGAUUAGCACCAGUCUAGAGGGUGAGGCUGCCACACAGUGACUCAGCCACUUAGAGUGUGGACUCGGCCAGGCUCCAAGGAUAACCACUCUGGUCAGAGAGGUCUUAGAUCAAGGACGACCCAAAAGCCCCUUAACCGGUCUGGGAUUGAGGCUAUGAAAGGGAGGCAGGUUACAAAUUUCUGUGAAACAGUAAGGCAGGCAAGGCCUUAAACCCAGAACAUGAGAAGGGUGGGACUCUGGUGUAUUGUGGAGUGGGCUUUGAUCAUUUUGUCAGAAAAAUCAGACCGGGUACCUUAUAAGACCAUUUGGUGAACUUUACAUUUUCUUCGUUUCACAUUUUUAUCAGUAGUUAGACACGGUGAGUGGAAAGCAUCACAGAGCUUCAAGAUAUUACAGAGUGAGCUGGGCAUGGCAAUGCAUGCCUUUAA
Molecule: messenger RNA, 2647 nt
Organism: Nannospalax galili (Upper Galilee mountains blind mole rat)
Lineage: Eukaryota; Metazoa; Chordata; Mammalia; Rodentia; Spalacidae
Product: taste receptor cell protein 1
Exons: 12
Source: RefSeq, a predicted model, not a curated record